This is a messenger RNA of Dunckerocampus dactyliophorus (ringed pipefish), 9617 nucleotides long. RefSeq names its product potassium intermediate/small conductance calcium-activated channel, subfamily N, member 1a (gene kcnn1a). The transcript has 9 exons. Gene Ontology annotation, molecular function: small conductance calcium-activated potassium channel activity; calmodulin binding. The record is from RefSeq and is a predicted model, not a curated record. NCBI's taxonomy places the organism in Eukaryota, Metazoa, Chordata, Actinopteri, Syngnathiformes, Syngnathidae. Bases 97 to 3084 code for a protein of 995 amino acids. Gene Ontology annotation, biological process: potassium ion transmembrane transport. Gene Ontology annotation, cellular component: neuron projection; neuronal cell body; plasma membrane.
AGUCGCUCCUAUUCUGCCCGGGCUGGUCGCAAUGAACGGGUGUCGGAGCUGUACACGGCAAAGGAGCAACCACAGCGAGACACGGCGGUCAAGGGGAUGCGGCAUCGGUACGCGGGAGCUGUCUAUCAGCACCAGACCCCCCAGCAAAAGCGAGCAAGUAGUAAGCAGAGCGGAGAGCCAGACGCUCCUGUUUUCAGCCUGCCGCCCCCGCCCUCUUCUCACCACCGAGACCGCACUUCGACCACCGACGCUCACCGCCAGAGCCUCCAGGAGCUCCCCUGUCUGAGUCAGCCCUCGCGUAGAGCGCUGCACGGCGGGGACACGCCACCUCCGGCGGGCUCUUGUGACACCGCCCACAGACCCACGAACCGAGGCGGCAGCGAAGCCAGCACCGGGCAGCCGGCACACUUGCAGCAGGAUCCCUGGGCCCCGGCCGGCUCUCAGCCUGUUUUUCCAAGCUGCCACUGCAGCUUUUCCAAGCAGGAGGCGAACCAUUCACAAAACCAGCACCAUCGUGUCGAUCCUCUCCCACCGCAGCCCUCCCCACCUUUCCCCCCACCCAUACCACCACCACCACCACCAGCCUCCUCCUCUCUGCUGUUUUCCCGGGAAUCCAAAAGAGGGGAACGUCUGGGAAGGAGUGCCAAUAAUUACCAACAGGCGAGCAUCGUGGAACGCUGCAGGGGAGGAGGAGGAGCAGGAGGGCAACGAGACCACAGGCAGUUGCAGCAGAAGCAGCAGCAGCAGCAACACUGGCAUCCAAGACUCCCACAGAGGGACUCCUCCCCUGAAGGAAUCCGUGCAAACUCACAGAAAAGGUGCACUUUAUCAGCAAGUGGAUCGGCUGAGGCUAGCAGAAGAGCAUUCGAGCAUCAGACGCAGGAGCUGCAGCAGCAACAGAUCCCACAAUUAAGAGCUCAGCAGCAGCUACUGGUGGGGAGCAGCUUGCCUAUCAACUACUGCGCCAGCGGCUCUGGUGAGCUAUGUAGGACUCACCAGGCUCCACUGCUGCAACAACAGCAGCAGCAGCAGCAGCAGCAGCAGCAGCAGCAGUGCACACCGGGACUCGUCCCCCAGCGGCCGCAGCACUGUGACCAAGACCGCAAUAAGUGUGCGAGAACCCCCGCGCAAGACGACCUGCAGGCGCAGCCGCACAGCGCAACGCCCCCGGCAACACAGCAGGCGUACGCGGCAAAGUCGAGCGCGACUGGCGGCAGCAGCAACAGCAGCAGCAGCAGCGGCCGCAGCAAAGAAAGCCCAAACUACGGCUCCAGCUAUCACCUGUGGCCGGAGAGCCCUCAUAAAGGAGAGGAGAGGAUACGCAUCGACCUCCAUAAGGCUACUACUGAGAAGAAGAAGCUGAGCCAUGCUGGAUCCAAGCCCUCCCUCUCCGAGAGCAGCCGCCGACUCCCUCAGAUAGCCAUGAACACCUGCAAAUACAAUGGCGGAGUGGUGAGACCACUAGUGGGCAGUCUGGCGUCCUCGUCGCGCCGCAACCUUGCGGAGCUUGACUCGGAAACGCAGCCCCUGCAGACACUGCACAGCUCUGGCCUGGAGGUGGUGGUGUCCAAGGGCAAUGGCGGCGAAGACCCCAGCAAGGCGUCCAACGAGAGCUUGGUCAGGGAGGGCAGCGGGCGUGGUGGAGGAAGGGCACCGCAGAAGAAAAACAGGGACAUUGGCUACAAGCUCGGCCACCGGAGGGCAUUGUUUGAGAAGCGGAAGCGGCUCAGCGACUACGCGCUCAUCUUUGGAAUGUUUGGGAUUGUUGUCAUGGUGACAGAGACUGAACUCUCAUGGGGGGUUUACACUAAGGAAUCUUCAUAUUCAUUUGCACUGAAAUGCCUUAUCAGCCUCUCCACUGUUAUACUGCUUGGUCUUAUAAUAAUGUACCACGCACGGGAAAUCCAGCUGUUUAUGGUUGACAACGGUGCGGACGACUGGAGGAUAGCCAUGACCUAUGAGCGGAUCUUCUUCAUCGUGCUGGAGCUGCUGGUGUGUGCCAUCCAUCCCAUCCCCGGCCAGUACGUCUUCACGUGGAGAGCCCGGCUGGCCUUUACGUACACGCCGUCCGUGGCGUAUGCCGACGUGGACAUCAUUCUCUCCAUCCCCAUGUUCCUGAGACUCUACCUGAUCGGCAGGGUCAUGUUACUUCACAGCAAGCUGUUCACGGACGCGUCGUCUCGCAGCAUCGGCGCCCUCAACAAGAUCAACUUCAACACACGCUUUGUCAUGAAAACUCUCAUGACCAUCUGCCCAGGAACUGUCCUCCUAGUGUUCAGUAUUUCAUCCUGGAUCAUUGCUGCAUGGACUGUGCGCGUCUGCGAGAGGUAUCAUGACAAACAGGAAGUGACCAGUAACUUUCUGGGAGCCAUGUGGCUCAUCUCAAUUACCUUCCUCUCCAUUGGCUACGGGGACAUGGUACCGCACACGUAUUGUGGGAAAGGCGUGUGUCUGCUUACAGGGAUUAUGGGAGCUGGCUGCACUGCACUUGUGGUUGCGGUGGUGGCCAGGAAGCUGGAGCUGACCAAGGCAGAGAAGCAUGUCCACAACUUUAUGAUGGAUACGCAACUCUGCAAACGAGUGAAGAACACAGCUGCCAAUGUACUCAGGGAAACAUGGCUCAUCUACAAACACACCAAGUUGGUGAAGAAAAUUGAUCACGCCAAGGUGCGGAAACACCAACGCAAGUUUCUCCAAGCCAUUCACCAACUGCGCAGUGUCAAGAUGGAGCAGAGGAAGCUCAACGAUCAGGCCAACACCUUGGUGGACCUGGCAAAGACCCAGAAUGUGAUGUACGACCUGGUGUCAGAGCUCCAGGAGCGCAGUGAGGAGCUGGACAAGCGCAUCGGCACAUUGGAGGACAAGCUGGACUCGGUGACAGGCAGCCUGCAGGCGCUGCCCUGCCUCAUUUCCCAAGCCAUAACCCAGCAGCAGCAGGACUUCCUGGACGGCUUUGUUCACCGCUUUCGGCCCGCAUCGCUAGCUUCAGAGCGCUCCGAACGCUCGGAGCGAUCCUGGACGUCCACCACCCGCAGGCGGCGCUCGCCCUCCACAGCACCACACACCUCCUCUGAUAGUGGAUAACCUCCAAAUCCGUCUAAUCCCGAGUCCAUCAUUGGACUAUUAAUGAGCCCAUAUCUUCACCUCUGACCUCCUCCUUGCCCUUCCCUCACCUUCUGCCCUCCCAUACCACGAAUGAAAACCAGUUUCUCUCCGCUGUGACUGAGCCUUUCAGCGCAGGAUUGGAUCAGAGCAACCGCGAAAAAAAGAAAUCGACAAAAAAUACAAAUGCAUCCGAAAAUCAAAAAAGAAACAAAAGAUAAAGACUGAAAAGCCGAGAUAAAGUAGAGAUAUGGUUUAUGUUUUAGCCAUUGUAUGGCUGUUCAAGUUAGCUUUUUUGUAAAAGCCCUUAAAAUUUGACUGAGUUCAGGGUCGCUGGGGUGAGAGCUGGCUAUCACACCGGAGAGUCCUUAACCACGACAGGGGGAGGGGGGGUCAGUGUGGCAUGGAGGGCCUUUACCUGCUGGAAGACGUCAAAACUUUGGAUUUCCCUUUCAGGAGACUGGUGUCAUGGAUUCUUUCCCAUAGGUCAGGCAGGCAAACGCUGCAGGAGAGGCCGAGUGCUCUGAUUGGAGGUCAGUGUUUGAGACUGCACCUAAAGGGGGGAGGAAAGCGUCACACGCAAGCGGAGCAAAGGGGAUGCAUACGGCAUUACUACUGGGUAGGAAAACUUUACACAAUUGCCAACUUCAAGGUUUCAGCUUCCUUGUUCUUACCAAGGGAAAAUGAGAGCGACUAUCUUUUUUAGUUACAUAUUGACAUGUGAUUUUUCAGUGCCUGAAUGUAUAAAUAGUAGAGGGUUAUUUAAUUACUAAUUUCAGAGCUUUUUUACGAUGUUAACAGUCUGAAUACAGCAUUGCAUUCCCUUUUCAGAUACAUUCCUCUCCAGAAAUCAAAAGAAAACGUCUUAAAAUGAUGCAUAGCAUUGCCUCCAUUACGCAACAUGUUUUUGAAAACCUUUUCUUUUCUAUUUAUACUAACACGGUGGAAGAAAGGAGAAUGUUCAGAGAGCAAGCGGAAGUGUGUUUUAUGUGUGUGUUUGUAUGAAAAUGAGUUCACUUUUAGCUCGAUGCUGCACACCCAUACACAACAAUGGAAAUAUGUAGUGUACCUAUCUCAGCACCACUAAUUAGAGCUCCCUGCGCUCUCCAGAUAAUGGCAUGUCUUGAGGGCGGCUAGUGUAAAUGGUCCAAAGUGAGAAGAAGAAGAAAAAAAACACCCUGCCCCCCUUUGCAUGGUUCUGUGCAAAAAUGACAGUCGAACAUCAUGUUCCUUAAAUGGCUUGCUGAAUUUAAAUGAUUUUUCUUUUUGAUUACAGUAUGUCCACUCUUCAAUUUGUUUUUUGUUUUGUUUGUCGCCUUUCUUUAUUGGUUUUAUUUUCCCUUCACAGAAAUUUCCUUUUUAUAGCGCCUAGAGGAGUUGCAGUAAAUGUGAUUCUGUAAUGCAUUCCCUGUUUCAAAAAAAUAUGAAGGUGAAGGAAAACCAUGAGUACAAAAACAGUUCCAAAAGGACGCAAAUAAAAGUGCUGAAGAAACUUCAACGGGUACAGGUUCCUCUCCUAUUUGAAAGAAAAGUUCAAUAUUUUAAAAUAAAUGACUUGUUUGGAAAGAUUCGUACCAAGGUUUUCUCCGGGUACUCCGGUUUCCUCUCACAUUCCAAAAACAUGCAUGCUAGGUUCAUUGGAAACGCUAAACUGUCCAUAGGUAUGAAUGUGAGUUUUUGUCCAUAUGUGCCCUGUGAUUGGCUGGCGACCAGUCCAAGGUGUACCCCGCCUCUCGCCCGAAGUCAGCUGGGAUAGGCUCCAGCAUACCCUCAUGACCCUAAUGAGGACAAGCGGCAUAGAAAAUGGAUGGAUGGAUGGAUUUAUACCAACACUGCAAAACCUGACAUUUCAAUGCUCAGUUCCACUGCAUUGCUGAAAAACAAACGCCUACGUAUUUUUUUAGUUUUGUUUUUUACAGUUUUUUUUAUUAAUUUUUCAGCUUGUUUGCAAAUGUUGAGAGGCGGCGCUAAACAUUCCAAAUGUCAAAAUGUCUGACAACCAGCUUUGUUUAGCGAGGUUGCGGUUCUUAUCAAGUUAUUCUGCGGGUUUUUUGCCGUUUUCGCCAUUACUCGGGCAGAAUCUUACCACUUUUUAGACUUUUACAGCUGUUGGGCAGGCGGACAGCUCGUCCUCAGCCGGUCACGGAAGCCACCAUACGCAGCAUGAUAUUUCGAUACAGCGACUGUAUCCUGUUAGUUUUUUUUACCAUAAUAUGUUAUUUCAUUUUUACAUCAGAUUUCACUUUUUGCAGUGUAGUAAAUUUAGCUUAGCACAAAGAAUGGACACAAUUUUUAUCAGGAAAAAAAGUGCAUCUUGUAUGAGUUCCGAUGGACAAAAACAACAUAAAAUAGUAUUAUGGAUUUACAUGUGUAUUGGUAAACAAGUCAAUUAAAAUAAAUUCGGGCUGUCAAAUGAUUAAAAUGUUUAUGAUUAAAAUCACCAUUUGCAACUACCGUAUGUCUGAAAUAUGCCUAUUUUUACUGUAUUGUAAUGAAAGAAAGAUAAAUGACAGGACAGGAUUGCACAUAAUUAUACAUAUUUGUCUGCAUUAACAGCUCCAAAUUAGAUGAAAAUUUAAAUCAAGCUAAAAGAUAGCACACGUGUCUGAAAAUCUAUUUACAUAACACUAGUUUAUUUAAUAGUAUCUGAACAUUUCAAUCACACUUUAACCGUGUUAUUGUGAGCAAUGUGGGAUUGCGUUCAAAGACACCACGUCAAUUAAGUCGUAUUCGCAUUUUUCUGGGAUUUUCGAGAAUACUUAAAUGCAGCAAAUUAUAUUUUCACAUUAAGACUUAUAAAGAGGGCGAUAAGAAUUUCCACUUAUUGGUUUUGUUUGUCUUUCUGUUUAUUUCGGCCACACAUACACGCAUAAGAAAGACAUUACUGUAAAGUUCGCAGUGUCCCUGAAUGCAUCUCGCGGUAGUCUCGUGACAAUGAGGAAGUGUCGUUCGGAUGACGAAGGGAUAAGAGACGUGAGUUGCAGAUACAUACAAGUAUAAGGUGUUGAAAUUGCACUGCUGUUGAUGUCUUCACGUCAGAAUAAAGUUAGAAAAGAGCGCCAGACUCUGUGGGGAGGCGUGGCUUGUAUGUGUUACAACUGAAAAAAAUGUAAUGUGAUUAAUGAAACAAGUGAGUUACCGCCAUUAACUGUAAACUGUAAGUCCAGGAAAUGUCCCCGUUGCUGCAGAUGAAACAAACAAGAGGAAACAAGUCUGGUGAGAUAAUGGGAGGGAAAUUCUUUCACAUCUGCCGUUUCAUUUGUCAGUUUCUUUGUCUGUUUCUGACACCAUCCAAACAUCCAUCCACCUUCUAUGCCGCUUAUCCUCACCAGGGUCGCGGGUAUGCUGGAGCCUAUCCCAGCUGACUUCGGGCGACACCCUGGACUGGUCGCCAGUCAAUGGCAGCCUCCAAACAUGUAUUACUACAAUAGAAAAGGCAUGGUAUGCUGCAUCCUAUAGAUGCAAUGAAUAGUUUUCAAGUGAAAAGGAGAGAUGUAGGCUAUCACAGAAGCACAUAUACUGGACAGAGCCAGUAAGGGGGUCAGUUGGUAGGGGUUAGUAUGUUUUGCUCAACUAGUCAGGAAUGUAGAUCAUCUCAAAAGUGAUGCUAAAGUUGAUCUGUGAGACCGUUCCAUCGUGGCUUCUUUAUUUGGGCCGUAGGCUGCCUAAGUAAGGUUAAAUAAGAGCAGAGGUUUUCAAAGUGUGAGGCGGGCUUCCCCUGAGGGAGGGCACAAUAGCUUGAGAAAAAUCAAGAAAAACAUCUUUUUCUUAACUAGUUGAUUUUUUGUUCGAAAUGUGCUCCACAUAAUCAGUUUAGGAAGCAGACGAGGCCUCAGCGGUAAUAUAUUCUCUGGGGGGAAGCUCGCUGUGCCGCACUUUGAAAACGGCUCUCGUCCGACCAUGGAACAUUUUCUUCAAGAACAUUUUCAGUCCUCUGUGAAUGGAAGUGAAUUAAGCAUGACGAUUAACUCCCCCCACCACCUUUUCAGCUUGAGCCGAUGGAGCAUGACUCUUUCCUGUGCCCACCUCAAGCCGCGUCUUACACAGUGCCACAAUCCUCCGCCCUAUCCCGUACGAAACGAUCCGUCACGUCAUUAUGGUCUCGCUUUCAAUCAGUGUCAUCCAAUUACUUAGGAUGGCUAAUGGCAGACUGCUUGAUCACGACCUCGUACGUCUGUUCAUAUCUAACGAUUCAAUCUCCUUAUUACGUCGUGAGGGUUUUAGCCUCGUGUUUGUCAUCUGUCAUAAUUAGGAAUAUCCGUCACAGAAAGAGGUUUUCCAAAAUGGCCCGCGGCAAAGUCCUAGAAAAUAAAGAUAACAACAGCAGGGGAACCCUCAGGUCAUGUCCCGUGUUGCACUCUGUGUCAUAUUGAGUUAUACAGGGAGGGGCCAUUGCGUGUGUGAUGAUGUUACAGUGAGGAUGUCAUCAUACACACACACAGAUGAGACAUAUGACACUUUCUUCAGCCACAAUAACAGAAUAACAGAAGCAGCAUUCAGUGGUACCUCGAUUUAUUUACGUUAUUAAUUCAUUCCAAAAGGUGCGCGGAAAACUGAAAAGUACGAAAAGCAAGGCAAUUAUUCUCAUACCAAGUAAUGUAAAUCCAAUUAAUUUCUUCCAGACACCCACAAAUAUUACGAAAACAUACAUUUUAUAGAAAAUAAUUAUAGUUUAACAUGCAGAAAACAAUGCGAAUUAUUAUAAACAAAUUCUAAAUUCCUGUAAGUCUUGCGAGAUCGAAUUCAGUGGUGUUUCUCACCUUCUUUAUCAACUUUCUUUGGCCCCAUUGCGGGUUAUUUAGCAGUCACGCGCCAUAAAAAAAAUACACGGACAGUGAGUCAGCAAUGCUUCGGGUGUUUUGUUUGAGCACUCGAUUUCGCGCAACAAUACAGUGCACGGCAAAUUGACUAGUUUGGUUUUUGCGCAGUACUGUACAAAAAGUAGGCGAAAUGAUGACCAAAACGGAACUGUCGCUCACGAAAACCGAGGUUUUAACGGUAGAGCCCUGCCAAAACAUUACUAAAAAUUAAACAACCGUCCAUUUUCAGCGUAGUGAGGGGGCAUUUAUUACGUUGGACUAAAAAGAACUUGGGUUUUUGUCUAACAGAGUGGACCCCACCCCUCAAACACCGCACCAACCAAAGUGAGAUGUACCCAUCUACUGUUCUGUGUGUACGCUGCCUCAUGAUGCAUAAUGUAGAUGCAUAAUGUAGUGGUAGUCACUGGAAUAAAUCUACUUUUAAUGGAUGGCAAAUUGGUGGGUUUGAACAUGUUCUCUCUGUAUGCUCAGUCUUCAUUUUUCAGGUGAGCUGUUGUCCUAGCAAGAGGUCAAAUCAUUAAAGACGUUCUCCAUCGACACAUGCCCUUACCCUUUUCUUCUUUUUUUUUUUUUGGUAAGGAAAAUCUGUCUUUUACAUUUCACUCAAUCAUAUAAAAGGAACACUCAACUUAAACUGAUUCUAGUUUAUUGACUACAAAGUGCAAUGCUGUCAUUGGCUCUACACUACAGGCAACUACAGCUACAAGGAACAAGUUGUAUGAAUAGGAGGAAAAACUGAAAUACGAUAAUAGUAUGUUACACUACUGUAAUGCUAACAACUAUUUGUUUUGUCACCUACAACACAAGGUUUCUGUUUUUCCUUUAAAUAAAUUUACCUUAGCUAAGCAUAUAUUGACCUUCACUGAAUUGAUAUCGCCAUGUUAAAUUAGUUUAAUUAAUUGAAGUGACGUCCACAUCUGUAAAUUCCGGCUAUAUUCCAAAUCAUCGUAUUUGAACAAUGAGAUCAUCCAACUUUUUUUUCAAGAAUUUCUCCAAGAAUAUACAGUCAUCCGUCACCACAUGGGGCUUUGAAUUUCAUGGCUUUGUGUUCGUUUUCAAACAUACUGUAUAUUCGUUAAUAAAUCACGCUGUUUUGUGGUUGAAUACGGCCUAUUAUUAGUCAUUUUUUAAUGCAUAUUGUAGGAAAUUUUACAUAUUUUUUGCCAAAAUGAACUAAAGUACAAAUUCAAAAGACACAUUCAAAGACGUUGACGAUACGAAGCAUUCUACACGAGGUGUCAGUAAUUGUUCGGUGAGACAAGCACCAGACUCGAUCGCCGGAACAACAGGCUUUUAUUGCAGGUUUAAAUGAUCUCACAACAGACACAAUAAAAAUAACAUGAUAAUCAUAACAGUAACACUGUUGCGGCCGUAGCCCACGACAAGCUAAAACUUAACUCACUAAAGAAACCCCCGACAUCACUCCCUGUACUCCACACGGAACACAUUUACUGCGACACACACGAGCACAAGUUUUAUUUGUGUCUUAAAUGGCUUAUUUUCUCUGAUUAUUUCUACUUUAUUAGGUAAUACGAGUGUAAAGGUUAGUACGGGGUGUUAUUUAACGUCUAGAGGGAUCAAAUGAUGACAAAAAUUGUAGUUAGAAGAUCGUAAAUAGACAUAACUACGAACAUUUUCCAUUUACAAAUAAAGACUCCUACAGUACUUCGGAAAUUCGCUUAUUAAGGUCGGGUC